Epithele typhae is the source of this 1503-nucleotide messenger RNA. Its product is annotated as Mur ligase. The transcript is spliced from 2 exons. Lineage: Eukaryota; Fungi; Basidiomycota; Agaricomycetes; Polyporales; Epitheliaceae. Bases 1 to 1503 code for a protein of 500 amino acids. The record is from RefSeq and is a predicted model, not a curated record. Gene Ontology annotation, biological process: folic acid-containing compound biosynthetic process. Gene Ontology annotation, cellular component: cytosol; mitochondrion; cytoplasm. Gene Ontology annotation, molecular function: dihydrofolate synthase activity; ATP binding; tetrahydrofolylpolyglutamate synthase activity.
AUGUCGAUUGAUCUCUCUCUAGACAGGAUUGUCAAGCUGUUCGCCGCACUCCCGGAGGCGUACAAUCGACCCACCAUCCACAUCGCUGGGACGAACGGCAAGGGGAGCGUCUGCGCCUACGUGUCCUCCAUCCUCUCUCACUCUGGCCUCACCGUCGGAAGAUUCAACACACCGCAUCUCCUCGAGGUCAUCGACAGCAUUUGCAUCAACAACAGGCCAAUCUCUCCGGAGCUUUUUGCGCCCGCACGCCAAGCGGUCCUGGAUCUCGACAAAGCACAUGGCUGCAACGCGAGCGGCUUCGAACUUUUCACCUGCGCCGUGCUCCUGAUCUUCCAACGCCUGGACGUCGACAUCGUCGUCCUCGAGGUCGGGAUGGGCGGCCGCCUGGACGCGACCAACGUCGUGCCUGACGACGCCAUCCUCGUGUCCGCCCUCACCUCCGUCGACCUCGACCACCAGGCCUUCCUCGGGACCACCGUCGAGCAGAUCGCCCGCGAAAAGGUCGCGAUAGCCCGCCCCGGCAAGCCCUUCGUCCUCGGGCCGCAGGCACACCCCUCGGUAGCCACCGUCGCGCGGACCGCGGUCGAGGCCGCCGGGGUGCCUUGGUCGCCGCGUGCAGGGUCGCGCCCGUCGCGUGGGACGAGGCACGCGACGGCCCGACGGAGACGGGCUCGCUCGUCCCGCCCCGCCAGCCCGUCGAGCUCGCGAUCCCUGCUUCCCCGCGCCGGUCCGCGCGUUGCCCCCCUGCGCGGCGCGCACCAGCUCGACAACCUCGCGACCGCGGCGGGGAUCGUCGCCGCGCUGCUCGCGCCGCCCUCGCCCUCGCCCUCGCCGUCGGUGCGCGCGCUGCGCCUCGCCGAGCGCGUCACCCCGGUGGCGGUCGCGCGCGGGAUUGGCGCGACGCGCUGGCCCGGACGGCUCUCCUUCCACACCCUCACGCUUCCCGCCGACCCCACCCCCGACUCCAUAAUGACGACGACAACGGCGCGCAUGCUCGUCCUCGCCGACGGCGCGCACAACCCCGCGUCCGCCGGCGCGCUCGCCGCCUACCUCGAGUCGCUCGCCGCCACCACAGUGGCACGGCCCCUCACGCUCACCUACGUCCUCGGCCUCUCGCACUCCCCGCCGAAAACCCCAGCGCAGACGCUCGCCCCGCUCCUCGCGGUACGUGCGCGCGCGGGCCCGCCGAUCAAGCUCGGUGCCGCGCUGCUCGCGUUCACGCCGCCGCAGGACAUGCCGUGGGUGAAGGCGGUGCCCCCCGAGGACAUCGCCGCGGCCGUGGCGGAGCUCGCGCCGUCGGGCGACGUCGAGGUGUGGCGUGACCCGCGCGAUGACGACGGACACGGACGCGUCGAGCGCGCCCUCCGCUGGGCGGCCGCGCGCGGGGACGGCACGCAAGGCGACGCGCUCGUCGUCGUCGCGGGCAGCCUGUACCUCGUCGCGGACUUUUAUCGGCUGCUGGAGAAGCUGGGGCAGGCGGGGGAGAUCUGGGGUUUGAACUGA